Molecule: messenger RNA, 1011 nt
Organism: Cucurbita pepo subsp. pepo (vegetable marrow)
Lineage: Eukaryota; Viridiplantae; Streptophyta; Magnoliopsida; Cucurbitales; Cucurbitaceae
Product: protein CURLY FLAG LEAF 1
Molecular function (GO): protein binding
Source: RefSeq, a predicted model, not a curated record
AUAUGGCGGCGGUUACUGAUUCCCUCGAGCAGUCUUUCCGUACCUUCUCCCUCAACCACCGUCUGGUCUCAGCUCCCCCCUCGGCCGGUGUUCGUAGGUCGUCGUCUUCUUCUUCUUCCGCCGACCAACGUCAUCUUUCUCUUAAUCAACAUCAUCGCUUCGACACAACCUUGGAGCUCAACUCUCACAUCUCCCUCCCUCCUUUCUGGGAACAAUGCCUCGAUUUGAAGACUGGGGAAGUCUACUAUAGAAAUUGCCGGACCGGAAUGAGAGUAACGGAAGAUCCGAGGACAGCGGAAGCACACAGCCGAGAUUUAUACUCGGAAGAUGACGACGACAACGAUGCGGAUGAGAGCUCGUCGGACGACGGCAGCGAGGAGUCGUGUUCUUCGUCUUCGUACGGUGCUAGUAGGCAGCAAUACCCGCCGGGAAAGGAGGAGGACGUGCUAGUGGUUGCCGGAUGCAAGAGAUGCUUCAUGUACUUCAUGGUGCCGAAACAGGUCGAAGAUUGCCCCAAAUGCAGCAGCAGUCGUCUUGUUCAUUUCGAUCGUUCCGAGGACAGUAAUGGCUUCCCAUAAAAGAACGAACCACAAUUUUUUAAAAAUCAAACUGUGUUUGGGUUAAUUCUGACAUAAUCAUUGAUUCUUUCUCUUUGGAUUAAUUUGGUGAGCAAAGGCAAAUGGGGUUUAAUUUCGUAGCUCGAUGUAUACGCCUCUCUCCCUCCCUUUGACGUUGUUUUAUGAGUUUUAAUUGUAUGGAUAUAUAUUUUACAAAGCUUGAAUUGAGAAGCUAAAGAAAUAGAAAAGGAAUCUGGGGGGGGCCGCCAUGGAUGUGUGAAUGGGAGAUGCAGAAAAUAUGCAGGCAUGAAUGGGAUGAUGGUCAACGACUCAAACGAAGAAGAAGGAAUAACAUUUUGCUCGUGAAGACAGCGACUCAUUGCUUUCAUUAUUCCACAACCCUCUCUGAUUGAAUCGUACGCAAUUAAUUUUAAUUUUUAUGUUGUUUUUUUUU